CCACGCAACGCAACCAACACCCGGCAAGCAGCCACAACACACACAUAAACUCCCCUCCCUGGAAACAAACAAACACACACAGCGUCACGAGAGCAGGCACCGAUGUGUGUACGGUGUGUGGCGGCAAGCUCACCGAAAAGUGUCAUUGUCUCCCUUCCUCAGCUCUCUUCGGGCUUCGUGGGCGUCUUGGCUUCGGGUUGUUUGGGGAAAUCGCCGGUUAUCUCACGGUAGAUGUUGCGCGGCCACGCCAGCACGUUGCCCCACGCGCACCACGACACCACCUGAGGGAACGACAAACAAACAACACACACAGUACAGUGAAGGGUUUCUUGCCGCCGUGUGCCUGUGGCAGACAGUGAGAGGUACCAUGAUGCCUCCAACGGAGGCGAGGAGUGUAGGGAGGUCGCGGACGAACAUCUUGGACCAGUUGGCGGCAGAGGUGCCGAACAGAAACUGCGCCACGCGCCCACCUUUGGUGUUGUUUGACAUGGUGACCGCUGGUCUGGUUGGAGGGAGCUUCAAGCAACGCCGAGGGAACACAAGAGAGAUUGACGACGACGACCAAAGGGAGCAACGCUGGACUUCCUGAGAGCUUAGCUUCCCG
This is a messenger RNA of Vitrella brassicaformis, 604 nucleotides long. NCBI's taxonomy places the organism in Eukaryota, Vitrellaceae. The record is from the annotation of a GenBank genome assembly.